Molecule: messenger RNA, 2110 nt
Organism: Leptosomus discolor (cuckoo roller)
Lineage: Eukaryota; Metazoa; Chordata; Aves; Leptosomiformes; Leptosomidae
Source: RefSeq, a predicted model, not a curated record
GUCCCACAUGGGCAGCUCCACGGACCUGCGCUUCCCACUGAGCGCUGUGGUCCAUGCCCCCGCCGAGCCCUUCGGGACAGCCCCGGGCCUGCCUCGGGCGCAGAAGGGCCGAUUUGCCACCCGACGGGAGGAGCCAGCCAAGGACUGGGAGCAGGCCCAGGCAGGCAGCGUCCUGGCCACAGGGCCUCACGCCUUCGACAGCGACCCCGAGAUCUCAGAUGUGGAUGAGGAUGACCGUGAAACGCUCUUCAGCUCCAUGGACGUGCUCUCACCCGGUGGGCAUUCAGAUGCCCAGACGUUGGCCAUGAUGCUCCAGGAGCAACUGGAUGCCAUCAACGAGGAGAUCAGGAUGAUCCAAGAGGAGAAGGAGUCCACCGAGCUCCGCGCGGAGGAGCUGGAGACCCGCGUCACGAGCGGCAGCAUGGAGGGCCUCAACCUCACCCAGCUCUGCAAAAGGGCUUCCAUCCCCACCUCGCUGACGGCCCUGUCCCUGGCCAGCUCCUCCCCACCACUCAGCGGCCGCUCCACCCCCAAGCUCUCCUCCCGUAGCGCCGCUCAGGACCUCGACCGCAUGGGGAUCAUGACGUUGUCACCUGCAGCUCGGGAUGAAAGCCGAGAGGAUAAAACCACCAUCAAAUGUGAGACGUCCCCCCCAUCCUCACCCAGGACGUUGCGGCUGGAGAAGCUGGGCCACCCUGCGCUGAGUCAGGAGGAUGGGAAGAGCUCACUGGAGGAGCAGGCCAGCAACCCCAGCAGCAACAGCAGCCAGGACUCCUUGCACAAGGGCUCCAAGAGGAAGGGGAUCAAAUCCUCCAUCGGGCGCUUGUUCGGGAAAAAAGAGAAGGGUCGCUUGAUUCAGCUGAGCAGAGAAGGGGCCACGGGGCAGGUGCUGCUGACAGACAUGGAGGUGGGCAUGCAGGACCCUCUGGGACUUGGCAAGCUGGGUGCUCAGGCCGAGAAGGAUCGGCGGCUGCGGAAGAAGCACGAACUCCUGGAAGAGGCUCGGAGGAAAGGAUUGCCCUUUGCUCACUGGGAUGGUCCCACCGUUGUCUCCUGGCUGGAGCUCUGGGUGGGGAUGCCGGCCUGGUACGUUGCCGCUUGCCGAGCCAACGUGAAGAGUGGAGCCAUCAUGUCGGCCCUGUCUGACACUGAGAUCCAGAGGGAGAUCGGCAUCAGCAAUGCGCUGCAUCGCCUGAAGCUGCGUCUGGCCAUCCAGGAGAUGGUCUCGCUCACGAGCCCCUCGGCACCACCCACCUCACGGACAUCCUCUGGAAAUGUCUGGGUCACCCACGAGGAGAUGGAGAACAUGGCGACUUCCACCAAGACGGACACAGAGGAAGGCAGCUGGGCACAGACACUGGCCUAUGGGGACAUGAACCAUGAGUGGAUUGGUAAUGAGUGGCUGCCCAGCUUGGGUCUCCCGCAGUAUCGCAGCUACUUUAUGGAGUGUCUUGUUGAUGCACGGAUGCUGGACCACCUCACCAAGAAAGACCUCAGAGUGCACUUGAAGAUGGUAGACAGCUUCCACCGCACCAGCCUGCAGUACGGCAUCAUGUGCCUGAAGAGGCUCAACUACGACCGCAAAGAGCUGGAGAGGAGGCGAGAAGAGACCCAACACGAAAUCAAAGACGUGUUGGUGUGGACCAAUGACCAGGUCAUUCACUGGAUCCAAUCCAUCGGUCUUCGCGAGUAUGCAAACAACCUCGUUGAGAGCGGGGUGCACGGGGCGCUCCUGGCCCUCGAUGAAAAUUUCGACCACAACAGUCUGGCACUUGUAUUGCAAAUCCCCACACAGAACACACAGGCUCGACAAGUGCUGGAGCGGGAGUUCAACAACCUGCUCGCCUUGGGCACAGAUCGGAGGCUGGACGAUGGCGAUGACAAGACCUUCCGUCGAACCCCGUCCUGGCGAAAGCGCUUCCGCCCACGAGACGUGCACAGCAUCAACAUGCUCAGUGGCUCAGCCGAGACGCUGCCCGCCGGCUUCCGUGUCACCAGCCUGGUGCCCCUGCCACCUCCAUCUGCCCCUGCCAAGAAAAUGCCCCCGGAAGUUGGUGCCUCUGGGUCACCAAGGCUGGAGACUUCCACGGUCCGGACAUACUCCUGCUGA